AUGAGUUCCAAGUCAAAAUCCAUAGGGAUCAUCGGAGCUCCUUUCUCCAAGGGACAGCCACGAGGUGGAGUGGAAGAAGGCCCUACAGUAUUGAGAAAGGCUGGCCUGCUCGAGAAACUUAAAGAACAAGUUUGGCAGAAUUUUUUAAUUACAGAGUGUGAUGUAAAAGAUUAUGGGGACCUGCCCUUUGCUGAUGUCCCUAAUGACAGCCCCUUUCAAAUCGUGAAGAAUCCACGGACUGUGGGAAAGGCGAACGAGCAGCUGGCUGGUGUGGUGGCAGAAGUGAAGAGGAAUGGAAGGACCAGCCUGGUACUGGGUGGAGACCACAGUUUGGCGAUUGGAAGCAUCUCUGGCCAUGCCAAAGUCCACCCAGAUCUCUGUGUCAUUUGGGUGGAUGCUCACACCGAUAUCAACACUCCACUGACAACCACAAGUGGGAACUUGCAUGGACAACCUGUGUCUUUCCUCCUGAAGGAACUGAAGGGAAAGAUUCCUGAUGUACCAGGAUUCUCCUGGGUGACUCCCUGCAUAUCUGCCAAAGAUAUUGUGUACAUUGGCCUGAGAGACGUGGACCCUGGGGAACACUACAUUUUGAAAACUCUGGGUAUUAAAUACUUUUCAAUGACUCAAGUGGAUAAACUGGGAAUUGGCAAGGUGAUGGAAGAAGCACUCAGCUAUCUACUAGGAAGAAAGAAAAGGCCAAUUCAUCUGAGCUUCGAUGUUGAUGGACUGGACCCAUCUUUCACACCAGCUACUGGCACACCAGUCCUCGGAGGUCUGUCUUACAGAGAAGGUCUCUACAUUACAGAAGAAAUUUACAAAACAGGGCUACUGUCAGGAUUAGAUAUAAUGGAAGUGAACCCAUCUCUGGGGAAGACAGCAGAAGAAGUAACUCGAACAGUCAACACUGCAGUAGCGAUAAUCCUGGCUUGUUUUGGAGCUGCUAGAGAGGGUAAUCACAAGCCUAUGGACUACCUUAACCCACCUAAGUAAAUGUGGAAACAUUACAUAAAAAUUUCACAGCUAAUGACAUAAUUAGCAAAUUUAAUAAUUUACUUAAACUUAGACAGUUAUCCUCUUAAAGAUUACGUGUUUCGGAAAAAUGUUUUGCCUUAGUAAAUAUUAGUGCAAUUAACAUAAACUGUAUCAAUUCCCUUUUGGUGUGAAACUCAAGAUUUGGAAAUUUAAAUUUUUUGUAAAAUUAAAAGGCUUAUAUUUCCCACUUCGGUAGAAGACUUAUCUUUAGAGAGAGACGUAUACAUUAAUUCCCAAAUAAAAAUUUGCUGGCAGUAAAAAUUAUAUAAACUCCCACACAUAGAGUGGUAUUCCUGAUAUCAAGAGAUAAAACUACCCCACUUGAAAAGGGACCAUACUUCCAUGUUGUUCAAAAGAUGUGAUUUUUAUAAUAAACUCUUUAUAAUAA
Molecule: messenger RNA, 1423 nt
Organism: Pteropus alecto (black flying fox)
Lineage: Eukaryota; Metazoa; Chordata; Mammalia; Chiroptera; Pteropodidae
Gene: ARG1
Product: arginase 1
Exons: 9
Coding region: 1-993 (330 amino acids)
Cellular component (GO): cytosol; cytoplasm; nucleus
Molecular function (GO): arginase activity; manganese ion binding
Source: RefSeq, a predicted model, not a curated record